AUGUCUCCUCAUUUGCCUUCACCUACGGCACCUCCAACUACCGCUACAUCUGACGGCGGCAUUCCCGCGACUGCAUCGACUAUUGGUGAUGUCAUGUACAACGGCACCAUGAAUCUAGAGGAAGCCGACUCGUGUCUGAUGGCAUUUGGAGCUAAACAACUUCGCACAGAGUGUUACCUCCGGCAGCUACGUAUCGUUAAAAAGGACCCGGACGCCAACGACCACAAGUCAAACCGAUCAAAGUGA
Phytophthora infestans T30-4 is the source of this 246-nucleotide messenger RNA. RefSeq lists its product as uncharacterized. The record is from RefSeq and is a predicted model, not a curated record. Lineage: Eukaryota; Oomycota; Peronosporomycetes; Peronosporales; Peronosporaceae. The transcript has a single exon. The coding region runs from base 1 to 246 and encodes 81 amino acids.